AUGACGACAAUGUAAAUGGAGACGCCAUAUUGUUUUUAGUAAUGGAGGACUGGAAACACAAACUUCGUUGAAUGGGAAGGAAAACAACAUAAAUACAGAGUUUAGGAUCCUCAAACAGGAAUUAAAAUGGCAACACAGACACAAACUAUCAAGCGGCAAGCCGCGAGGACACACGAUUAUCUGUAUGAUAAUCACUUUGUUGUGUCCAGUGAGAGGGAUCAUGCUCGUGCUACUUUCAAAGCCCACACCAGCACGGACAGGGUUAAACGUGUGCCAAUAUACAACACCAUGUUCAGCGAGCUCCGUCACCAUCCACGUUUUCAAAUGCGACUGGAUGUCACUGACCCCGUUCCAAAAUUCAUGUCCCGUCAAUGGAGAGGCUAUGGGGAACAGCAGCGAGAGGCCAUGAUCCGCUACACAACGUUCAAUUAUGAUCCAUCAGUUGUUGUUCCACCUAAACAGUUUGCAGAUGCACAAGUAGCCGGACAAAAUAGAUACAAAUUUUUUAAGAGACCAAUGAUUCCAUUCAUGCAGCAGAUUCCUCCAGAAGUCAUGCUGGCUACUGCUAGACAAGACCCUCUGGCUGGUCCGGAUCAGCUUCAAGUAGAGAGGCCCCCAACACCACUCACAAAGACCGUGGAGGUCCAGACCGACUACCGAGACUCGGAGGCCCAGACAGACCCCUACACUCCAGAGUACGUCGUUAGACCAGGAUCAGCUCCCGAGCUCCUCACUCUGGCAACACUCUCCUUCGGGCGAGGAUUACCAGCAGGUUUGGCCGAGGUGGAGAUGAUUGAGCGAGCACGAGCUAAACGAGCAUGGGAGGCAACUCUACCACCUCUGAACGAUGUAUCCCAACUUGACAAGCGUCGACGUAUGAUGGAUGAGAUGGAAAGGAAAGAAUGGGCUUUAAGGGAACAGGAAAUUGAAAAGUUACAAGAAGCAAGACUUGAAGUGUUGAAGGAACUGUUGAAGAAGAGGGAAGAAAACCAUCAAGAGCUGAAUAUAAAACGUCUCGACAAAAUCUGGUCCAAGAAGCAGAAAGAAAAAGAGUCAAAGAUUAAAAAAAUAAGGAAUGAACAUAUAAAAACGAUAAGAAAGUUAACUGGUAAAAGGAAGAAGGUUGAGGGAAAGUUGGAACGUCGCGAUGUUAUCGGGGACUUCUCCAACUAUGGAUCUCAAACAUAUGCUCCUCUGACACGUAUUGGAAUGUUUCUGGACCGAGGAUCGGAGCAGUAUGUUGUCAGGAGUCGCCACAUCAACACAUACCAAGGCCUGAUGGAACUAGAACAGUCCCUGCCUGACUUUGUCCUCAACCCGAGGAUCAAAGCACCCAAACCCAAAACUGUCACCAAGGCCGGCUUCAUCAAACGCAAAUACAGGAAGCAGCGUGAACUUAUGGACAUGCACGAGUCCAUCAAAGCUGAAAAAGCUAAAGGAGAAGAAGAGCCCAAACCACUACGAUUCCUACAGAAGAUCGAGAAACCCAUUCCUCGACCCCCAACUCCAGCCGUGGAGGUCCCGCUAGAGGAGGAAGAAGAAAAGGAGCUAGCGAUAAUCUACCUACAGAAGGUGAUCCGAGGUCGUGCUAUACAAAACAUGAUAUUCGAAGGAAAGGAGAAGAGAACAGAAUUGAUAAAGGAAUUGAGAAGUACACAUGCGCUACAGGAGGCUGAACAGAACAUCAAGCACCAAGAGAAACAAGCAACCCUCGCCCUGCAGCGACAGAGGAGGCUGCAUGAACACAAGGAGUUCUUGGUGGACGAGGCAAUGAGCCAGCUGGAGGGUUCAAGCAUGGGAGACACCUAUGACUUCCUCAGCAAGGAGUUGAUUCGUCUACAGGAGGAGAGAAGAGUCCAUGCAUUCUCCAUGCUUGCUGAGCGUCAACGCAGAAUCAGAGAGGCUGAGGAAAGCGGGCGUCGUCAAGUGGAAGAGAGGCGAAGAAGAGAGGAAGAUGAAGUCUUUAAACAGGCCGUCAAAGUUCACCAGAACUGUGUUGAUACAUAUCUGGAAGAUAUCAUUCUUGGCUCCAUCGACAACACUGCCGACCUUCAGGCUCGCAGUGAAAUCACCGAGAAGGCUACCAUUAUUAACGACAUUGCAUACGAGAUGGAAGACAAGCGGACACAGCUCCAGUCCGAGGAGAUUGUUGCUGACUUGGUUCAUUGCUUCCUCAUCCCCGAGGUCCAGAAAAAAGACAUGAGAGAGAAAGUGAGGAGAGAUCAAAGAAGGUAUCUGUUAGCCGCUCACAAAGAAAUUGUGAAGGAUGGAGAAGAAAUUAUUGACAUGAAUGCCAAACCACCAAAAACUGCCCCAAGCACAGACACUCCGACGCAGCAGGAACAGAAAUAAAAAGUUAUGACAAAACCACAAUGAAGUGCCAGCUCAAAUCAUGAUGUUCUUGAAAUUAUGGCUGAUAAAUUCCUUCAUUCUGUGAAAACAGUGGUGUUACUUCAGAGGAGUAUUAAGUUGGGAAAAUUGGAGACAAGUGGAUUAUCUCCCUUUAGAUCCUGUUGGCUAACUUGCAUCAAAUUGUGAUGUAUUUUUACAUACAAUAGGUAUAUAAUAUUCAUUUAAUGCCAUUGAUGCAGCACUUGAAAAAAAAAUCACACAGCACUCGUCAUGUCUAUGUAGCAGAACAUUCAUAGGUCAUCACUAUUGUGUUAAACCGAUAUAUCAACCUUUAUCAAUUAUUUGGUAUGACCGAGACUUAUCUAAAUCCUUGUCCCAGAAUAAAUACUGGAAAGUUUUGAUGAAUUCUUAAUAUUGUCCCUGGUAUGGUUUGUGUGCAUUUUGAACUACAUUCCAAUUGUGAUGUUGCUCAUGACAUCACCUACAGAUUUCGUGUAUUUUUCAAGAAACAAAAUUGCAAAUUACAUAAAAAUUGAAAAGCAUGAUAAUACUUGGAGGGGAGGGGAAGGGAGGGAUUUUAAGAGAUUAAUUUAUUUAAAUGUUUGUAUCAAUUUUCAUUUGUCAUGAAGUGUGUUCAAAUCUACUGCACCAGAUUCUCUAUGAUCAGCCUGGGGCAUACUUGCUAUAAGGGUCUGAGUCACCAUAUUCCGUCCAUAAUUAAAUAUACUUGUGACUUUAUAGAUUCUGUCCGUAAUCUAUUCAUGACUUUGAACACAACACUAAACCAGCCUUAUACAUGAUUGUUUUUUUCACAUGUCAAGUUAGAUCAGUGUACAACUUGGUUAGAUCAGUCAACAACUUAAAUGAAAUUCAUUAAAUGUGAUGAUAGUAGUCCGCAAGCAGGAAAUAUUUUUAUAUUUUUUUCGAAAUUGUGUGUACAUAUGUAAAUAGCAUUGCAACCCUAUCUGUGAUAUGAUGUAGAUACAUCAGUGUACAGACCAGCUCUCUGAUGACAGACCUCACUCGGGGGUGUCGCCAGGAACUUUGUGGGCUCUGAAAAGUUCCCUAAUGUCUGAUGUAUAAACCUUCAAUAAACUAUGUGUAACAACUAAAAA
This is a messenger RNA of Pecten maximus, 3467 nucleotides long. RefSeq names its product cilia- and flagella-associated protein 91-like. The transcript has 18 exons. NCBI's taxonomy places the organism in Eukaryota, Metazoa, Mollusca, Bivalvia, Pectinida, Pectinidae. Bases 127 to 2352 code for a protein of 741 amino acids. The record is from RefSeq and is a predicted model, not a curated record.